Molecule: messenger RNA, 264 nt
Organism: Parastagonospora nodorum SN15
Lineage: Eukaryota; Fungi; Ascomycota; Dothideomycetes; Pleosporales; Phaeosphaeriaceae
Exons: 2
Coding region: 1-264 (87 amino acids)
Source: RefSeq, a predicted model, not a curated record
AUGCGUGAGCUCCAGCGUCAACCAUCAGAUCAAGAAUCUUGCACUUCCGCGUCGCAAUCAUCGAUCAUGCCACCGCGACAAAUGCGCUCUGCUGCAGAUCUCAUUGGUGAUAUCUACAGCGUCCCCUCUCAAUCCUUCAACUCUGACAUGCGCGCUCAGCCUCUCACGUUCCGCUCACAAGCGCCAGAAUUGCCGCUUAGAAAAGUUAGCCCCGGAACCGUUACGCCUCAGCUGCAAGGCACACUCGCUGGGUCUGAACUAUGA